Helianthus annuus (common sunflower) is the source of this 2199-nucleotide messenger RNA. Its product is annotated as translocase of chloroplast 159, chloroplastic. Gene Ontology annotation, molecular function: GTP binding. The coding region runs from base 1 to 2199 and encodes 732 amino acids. Gene Ontology annotation, biological process: protein targeting to chloroplast. Lineage: Eukaryota; Viridiplantae; Streptophyta; Magnoliopsida; Asterales; Asteraceae. The record is from RefSeq and is a predicted model, not a curated record. The transcript has a single exon. Gene Ontology annotation, cellular component: chloroplast outer membrane.
AUGGAUGCAGAUUCACCACAAGACCCUCCAUUACCAGGUUAUUCCAUACCCAUUAGAGCUCCCCUUACUAUUGAUUCAGAUUCUGAGUUUCAUAUUUAUUCAAGAACCAGUAGUUUUAACAGCAGUAGUACUAGUAUUGAUGUUAGUAGCUAUGGUGAUGAACAUACUAGCAUUCUUGAAGAAGAAAGUAGUGAUUUUGUUGCAUACCCAGGUGAAAAUUUUGUGAUUGAAAGGUCUCAUGUUGAAGAGUCUUUAUUUAUUAGGCCUUUUGUGAGAUACCCAGAUGAACAUUUUAGUGAUUUUAGGCCUUUUGUGAAAAUCCCAUGUGAAGAAAGUAGUAGUGCUGAUUUUGGACCUUUUGGUGUUAAGUUGAGUGUGCCGAUAGCGCCAUUGACCGGAGACGGUGACAGUGAUGGUGAUUCGGUUGGCGGUGGCCGGUGGGAUGAUGGGAUUUUGCAGAAGGUUACUAUGGCCCCUAAAGUUAGAAGCUUUAUUAGUGAUGAAGGGGGUGAUGAGUUGCAUGUUGAGGGUGUGUUUUCUGGUGAUGAUAUGAUUGACGUUGCAAAUUUGAAUUCCGUUUCAACUGAAUCGGUUGAAAACGAGGGGUGUAAAGUUGAGUGUUUGGAUGAGGUUCUGAAGAUUUCUGAGUCGGAUGCAACGAGCUUUGAUUUGGAAAGAAUCGAUGCUUUGACUGUUUCGAGUUCAUACAACGAGAUUGAAACGAAACUAUCAGAAUCGUAUGAACUGAGCUUUGAUUCGGAAAGAAUCGAUGCGCGGAUUGUUUCAAAUGCAGAUAGCAAGAUUGAAAAUUUAGACUUUGUUUCAACUGAAUCGGUUGAAAACGAGGUAUGUAAAGUUAAGUGUUUGAAUGAGGUUGUGGAGCUAUCUGAGUCGGAUGCAUCGAGCUUCGAUUUCGAAAGAAUCGAUGCACUGACCGUCUCGAGUUCAAACAACGAGAUUGAAAACGAAAGAAAACUUUCUGAAGCAGAUGAAUUGAGCGUUGAUUCGGAAAGAAUCGGUGUGCAGAUUGUUUCAAGUUCGGACAGUGAGAUUGAAAAUUUAAGUUAUGUUUCAACUGAGGCGGAUGUAUUGAGCUUUUUGGAAAAGCUCGAUAAAAAGAUUGAAACUAUCAAAGAGAAACUUUCAGAAUUAGAUGAACCGAGCUUUGAUUCCGAACGAAUCGAUACACAGGUUGCUUUGCAUUCAGACCGUGAAAUUGAAAUUAUCAACGCGAUACAUUCGGAACCAGAUGAACGAAACGUUUCAAAUUCAGACAGUGAGAUUGAAAUCAAAACCAUCAAAGAAAGCGAACAAGUUGCAAGCAAAAACGAUGAAGAACCGCUAAAGACAAUGCAACGGAUACGGACAAAGUUUUUAAGGCUUGCCUUCAACGAACAGUUGUCCACGGGAGUCAACCGAGAAGGCGGUAACUAUAACUUUGACUUUGCUUUGACCAUUUUAGCUAUCGGAAAGACCGGUGUAGGUAAAAGCGCAACGAUAAAUUCCAUUUUCGGUGAAAACAAAACAGUCACAAACGCGUUUGACCUCGGUACAACCACCAUACAAGAAAUUACCGGGAAUGUAGACGGGAUCCAGCUUCGAGUGAUCGACACACCGGGCCUCAAAAGUUCCUACCUUGACCAACCAUAUAACCAAAAAGUUUUAAAGUCUAUAAAAGGAUUCACUCGGAAACACGCCCCGAAUGUUGUGCUGUAUGUUGAUAGAUUAGACACGCUCGACGUUAACGAUUCACACCUUUUAAAGUCGAUCACGAGGUCACUUGGUUCUUCGGUGUGGCAGAGUUGCAUCAUUGCACUAACUCAUGCAGGUUGCGAUCUGUCUAACGAGUCACCAAAUGGGUACGUGAUCCGAAGAUGUCGUUUUAUACAAGAACAGAUUGUUGGUUUUGGAGGUAAUAACCGACGUGUGGCUAACCCCGUGUGGCUCGUUGACAACCACCCGAGUUAUAAACAUAAUGUUAUGGAUCUGGGUUGUGAUUUAAAGGGUUUAGUUUGUUUAGAUCAAGCAGACGGAGGUGAUGGGAGUGAUAUAUUUCAACCAUUGGAGCUGUUGAGCGUGCCACGAAACGUUAUUAACCGUAGCGGGGAGCGUAGAGACGCGUAUUUGACCGAAGACGGUUAUCAGGUGAAGCUUGUUGGUAAUGAUCACUGGUCUCUUGGAUGUCGAUUGUUCUUGUAG